Anopheles marshallii is the source of this 504-nucleotide messenger RNA. RefSeq lists its product as uncharacterized. The transcript has 2 exons. The record is from RefSeq and is a predicted model, not a curated record. Lineage: Eukaryota; Metazoa; Arthropoda; Insecta; Diptera; Culicidae. Bases 1 to 504 code for a protein of 167 amino acids.
AUGGCGAUUGCAUUUUACAUUCCGUCGCUGGACGACGCGGAGGAAAACCAGCGGCUGCUCGAGCAGCAGCAGAUCGUCCUGCAGCGGCAGUAUCUGUUGCAGCAGCAGUACCACCUGCAGGCACAGCUGAACCAGCUGCGGCAGCAGCAACUCGCACUGGAACAACAAUCAGCCGCCAUAUCCACCAUGGCCACCGGCACCACGGGUGCUGCCGGGCUGUCCGGCUCGUCGACCGCAACACUCACACCGUCAGCAACAACUUCCACCACGUUCCAGCAACCACCAUCAACUGCCACCACACCGACCCCGGCAAGCUCAGGUGCGCCCGCCACCUCCACCUACUUCACCGCAACAGCCCCACAGCAUCCACAGCACCAUCCGUUCUGGAUGUUGCGGGGGGUGCUCUACAACAUCUUGUUCCGUCACCUGCUGGACAAUGAUCCAGCCUGCAGCCGGUGUAUGUUUUGCAGCAAACUGCUCACAAUGCUGCGUAAUAUCUGCUAA